Molecule: messenger RNA, 4401 nt
Organism: Grus americana (Whooping crane)
Lineage: Eukaryota; Metazoa; Chordata; Aves; Gruiformes; Gruidae
Gene: KRAS
Product: KRAS proto-oncogene, GTPase
Exons: 6
Coding region: 284-847 (187 amino acids)
Biological process (GO): Ras protein signal transduction
Cellular component (GO): axoneme; plasma membrane
Molecular function (GO): GDP binding; GTP binding; beta-tubulin binding
Source: RefSeq, a predicted model, not a curated record
GCGCUCGGCUCCCUCGGCAGCUCCAGCCCCAGCCCUCCCCGUCCCCCGCCAUUUCAGACCGGGACGGAAAGGGACGCGGAGCGACCGCCGCGGUGGGGCGGGCGAAGGGAGGCGCCGGCGUGCUCCCGCGGCCCGCUGCAGCGCCAGGCAGGGAGGGAAUUGCUUUCCGGUAAUAGUAAAGGAACGUGAUACUGAAUGAAAACGCACCAACAGCAUCCUCAUUAGUCGGAGCCUGACUCUUUCUGCUUAAUGUUGGUUUCUUUGUCAUCAGGUCAGCUAAAAAAUGACAGAAUAUAAACUUGUUGUCGUUGGAGCUGGUGGUGUAGGCAAGAGCGCCCUGACAAUACAGCUAAUUCAGAAUCACUUUGUGGAUGAAUAUGACCCUACAAUAGAGGAUUCCUACAGGAAGCAAGUAGUAAUUGAUGGAGAAACUUGUCUCUUGGAUAUUCUCGAUACAGCAGGUCAAGAAGAAUACAGUGCAAUGAGGGAUCAGUAUAUGAGAACAGGGGAAGGCUUCCUCUGUGUAUUUGCUAUAAACAAUACAAAGUCUUUUGAAGAUAUUCACCAUUAUAGGGAACAAAUAAAGAGAGUUAAAGACUCUGAAGAUGUCCCAAUGGUGCUAGUAGGAAACAAAUGUGAUUUGCCUUCCAGAACAGUAGAUACAAAACAAGCUCAGGAUUUAGCAAGAAGUUACGGAAUUCCUUUCAUUGAAACAUCAGCAAAGACAAGACAGAGAGUGGAGGAUGCUUUUUAUACAUUGGUGCGAGAGAUUCGACAGUACAGAGUGAAAAAAAUCAGCAAAGAAGAAAAGACUCCAGGGGUGUUGAUGAUGCCUUCUAUACAUUAGUUCGAGAAAUCAGAAAACACAAAGAGAAGAUGAGCAAAGAUGGUAAAAAGAAGAAAAAGAAGACAAAGACAAAGUGUAUAAUUAUGUAAAUACAAUUUAUCCUUAUUCUUAAGAAGUACUUAAGUAAUUUUGUACAUUACACUAAAUUAUUAGCAUUUGUUUUAGCAUUACUUUACUUUCUGCUUCAUGAUCCUGUUAGCUUUACCUGAAUGCUUGUUUUAAAUGACAGUGGAAACUUCAUUCCUCUUAAAGUGCCAGUAUUCUUUGACUGUUGGUUCUUGAACUAGCAAUGCCUGUGAAAGAAAAAAAAAAAAAACAAAAAACACACAAAAACCUGAGAACUGUCUUAGGACUCUUUGGUGCAUGCACAGUUGCUAACUUCCUAUUUUUCUUACUGAUUGUGAACUUCUGUUCUGUGUGCAAACCAAACAAUGAAAUGAUGCUCUACACAUUCUAACAUCCCCUUUAAUUUUUUGGUUUUUAAAUCUGGUUGGGAAAAAGGACUAGUUAGCAAAAGAGACUUUCACUUCAGCCUUUCUUUUCUUUUAGACUGACUGCAAUAUAGAGAGACCAGAAGCCUUUAUAGUCUUCCUGUAGAUUUUGCUUCUAGGCAUCUAGUCUUGUAGCAUUUCAGAUCAACUUUAAUGAAUGUAAAGAUACUACUUUCACAAAAAGAUUUUUCACUGCAAUUUGUCACGGUCACUCCUUAAAUACUCUAUUUUUUCUAUAAAAAAAGAAAAAUUAAAAAAAGACAACAAUGCACAUCUGGCAAUGGAAAAAGUAAAAGUUCUAAUUAGGUUGAUUUGCUAUUGUUAAUGCAUUGCUUUAAGACUUUUACUAACUUUUUGUGUCUGAAGACCAAGGUGAAAUCCUAGCUCUCCUGACCCCCAGUGGCAAACCUUUAAGUAGCUUUGCUCAGUAGGUACAGGAUUUCACCCUCAGCGUCUCUAGGAAAUACUAGAAAGCCUUAACAGAUAAGUUGAUUCAAAUUCUUAGGUUAAUUCAUACAUAGAUCCAGAAUUUACCAUAAGAAUUAAAUCAGAAUGAAUACUAAAUUAUAUAGCGAGUAAAACUGUUCUUUUUUUCCCCAAGAGUGGCAUUAAAUAUUUCCAAAUGCCGAUUUUGUGCAAAAUAGGGGAGGAAUUUGAAAUUCUAGUAACAUCAGAUGAGUGAAUGAGUUGAAUUUAGCUGCUUCAUGCAAAUAAUUUGGAAAUCCACUAUGCCAUAAAAAUGGUGUGGAAUUUGCACAAACCGUCAGCAUAGAACAUGGUUUCCAGAGUCAAUGUUGUUUGUGUGAUGUUCGUGAAGUACUAGUUUUGUUGCACAGAUUAAAUGGUUGGUGAGUGGCAUUCCAGUGUCUAGACUGUCAUGAAGCUAGACCAAGAUUUUAAUGUCGUCUUUCUCUGUGAUUAAGUUCUCUUGUGAUCUCUCUCCCCAUCCCCCGCCUUUUUUUCCUGAUUGGAAUUAAUGCAGAAUUUUUGCAGAAGCUUUCAUAUUUGGUACUGCAGUAGUCUAGUUAUUCUGCACUAAAGUAAGAGCCAGUAAUUCCAGUGUUGCCAGUUCCUGUUGUCUUACUGUAAACGUUGCAUUGUUUGAUCGUUUCAUUAGGGCCUGGGUUCCUGAAGGUGCACUUCUUCACAGCACCUAACUCAGCUGCAGAGUAAAAUUUGAGAAUGUGACUCUGGUGUACCCAAGAAAAUAAAACACAAGACAUUGAAAUAGGAUAGUUCAGGACACUGGAAAGUUUGGAACAGGGAAUAGCAGCAUUGCCCUAACCUAAGGCAUACCUAAACAAUGAUGUGGAAAUUUUUCACAGUCCAAUUUUCAUAGACCUGUGUAACUUGGACCAUUUAUAUGAUGUCAAAGGUGCAACUGCAUGAGAAAAGUAUUCUUUUGCUUCUACAAAAAAAACCCCACAGUGCCUCUCAUAGGUGGAGAGCUGCAAAGCUGGCAGGGGAUGUAUACUGUCUGGAUUGCUGCGUGUUCUUUAAUUUCAAUGUGGCUGAGAGAAAUAAUGCCUUUCCCUGCCUGCGCCCCCCCAUUUCCCACCCUCCACCAAACCCAGAUUCCCCCUCCCUUUCAGCUUCGAUGUGAAAUAAACUUUAGAUUAUGAAAUAUUCUGAAAAACAGUAAUAGGAGAACCUAACGUUAUCAUAAGGACCAACAAGAAUAAGAAUAGAUUCUUAAUGUUGCAAUGUCGCAAAACAUAGCUUCCAAGGUAAAAACAUUUUGGAGACAGUUAUUUGCACAUUUUUAGACACUCUUAAUUAUAUAUGAAGAACGUAGGAAAAGUGGAUAGUAUACCUUGAGCCAAAUGGGAGUAAUCUUAAGAUUACUUGAAGAUUUUUGGUAACUGAGUCACACUGCAUGUAAAAUUAGGGCUGGUCUAAAAUUCUUAUGUUAAUUUAACUAAAAACUGUUUGGAGAGAUUUAAGCUGCAAUGUCUUAAUCAUCAAAUGUGGAUUUAUAUAGCUCUAAUGUAAAACUAUAUAUAAAAUAGGGUUUUUUUCCCAGUAAAUGUGGUCUGUAGCUACCAAUCUAAUUAAAUUAGUACAAAAUCUAUUUAGCCCUUUUUUACUUUAAAAAAAAAAAAGGAAAAAUACACAUCCUUGCCACUGUUGUGCUGUUUUGUCUUAAUACUUGUUGAGAUUUGGUGAAGCAUGUUGGAUUGCAGCUUGCACAAGUUGAUCUUCUAAUUAUUCCGUCUUUCCCUAUUUGAAAUGCUUUCAAAGAACAUCCCUGGAUGCUGUCUGUUCUGAUAGCAACUACUAAAUGAACAUGUGAAUCACUUACCACGUUACUACAUUAAAUUGCCAUGUGUCAGGGAGUAACACCUUCUUACAGUAGCUUUAUGUAACUCUGGUAAACAGCUUUAUCAUUGGUUUUCUCAAAACUGAAAUUGAAUUCCCUUGCCCAGUCUCAUCACCCAAAAAUUUUUGCUAACCUAACAUUUCACUGUAUAGAUCUCGUUACAAUAACGGAAUCUCUGUAAUGGGUAAAUACUGUCACACAAUCUUCCACUCUUGUCUGUACUAUGAAGCAAUACAAUUAUUACCUUCAAAGACCAUCAAACUGUAAACAAAUCAUUUUGUCUCUAGUUUACAUAAAGCUACAUAGAUGGUAAAUCUUUCCUAACAUUUCUUUAUUCCACUGUCUUGUGUUUUCAUGUUGAAAAUACUUCUGCUUUUUCCUCUUGAGUGCCAACUUCUUACUAGAAUGACUUCUUAAUGUAAUAUGUUUACCUGGAAUGUAUUUUAACUAUUUUUGUAUAGUGUAAACGGAAACAUGCACAUUUUGUACAUUGUGCUUUAUUUGAUGUGGAACAUAUGCAGUGUGAUCCAGUUUUUCCAUCAUUUGGUUGCGUGACCUAGGAAUGUUGGUCAUACCAGACAUUAAGUUAAAAAAAGAAAAAAAAAAAAAAAAGACCACUGUUUGUUUUAAAAUUUUUAAUGUUUUUAGGAGUACGUGCUGUGAGGUGAUCUGGAAUUUGUCAUUUUUUUGUCAAACUGUACUGCUCCUAUUUAUUGUAAUGUAAUAAAAAAUAGUUAUUGUGA